CUCAAGGAGGGAUGAUAGCGUGCUGUGCAUCAUUGAGUCUGAUUGAGUCACGCGAAAAUCUUAAAAGAUGAAUGUUCGAAAUCAACUGAUUUUAUUUCUUCUCUGGUUCUUUUACCUCACCAUUGGAGUGCUAAUUUUUAGAGCUGUGGAACACGAUGGCGAAGGAAAGCAAGAGAAAUCCAAAGAGCAACGGCUAAAGAUAGCCAAAGACAAAAUAACAUCCGCGUACAACGUGAGCGAAGCAGAAUUCUACAAUAUUGUGCAGCAUAUUGAGGCAGCUUCGUCUUCGAAUGGCGUACCAGAAUGGAGCUAUCUCGAUUCUGUUUCUUUCGUGAUUCAACUUGUGACAACAAUAGGUUAUGGUAACAUUACUCCAGUGACAAAUGGCGGUCGUGUGUUUUGUAUAAUCUUCGCUUUCUUUGGAAUCCCGAUAAACAUUAUGUUUUUGCAGUCCGUUGGUAAAGGCUUGCGUGAAGUCGAAAAAUUUCUCAUCACGAAAUUCGAAAAACGCUGCCUGAAGAGGAAUGAAAAGCCGAAAUUCCUAAAUGAAAAAUGUUCUCUGUGUGCAGUUGUGCUCUUCGUUACUUUGUUACUUAUUUCUGCGGCUGUCCAACAAACGAUUGACGAAUGGACAUUUUUGGACGGUUUUUACGCCUAUUUCAUCACGUUUACAACAGUUGGAUUUGGGGAUAUGAUACCAGGAGACAGUUCAACAGAACAUCGCGUCAGGAACACAGUAAUUCGUAUCGUGUUCAUCAUCCUGGGUUUAAUGGCCAUGUCGAAUGUACUGAUCGCGGUUAUGGAGUCUACUGAAUGUCUACAAUAUUUGAAAACUUACAUGAAUUUUUGCAGAAGAGGGGAAAGUGUUGAUAUUCCUGAAACAAAGGAGAGCGGUGGUGGAGUAGAGUUAACUGAAUACCGUAACGAAGAUCCGAAAAACAACGAUUCGCAGCUUGCAGCGCCAAUAUGAAGUGUAUUGAGAGAGGAUCAUUUGAAUACUACAGGGUGAAAACCCCCCUCCCCCCCCGCGAUAAAUAAUGACCGUUCCUCGGUAGGGAGGCAUAGGGAAUUCUUUUCUAUCCUCCUACCUCUACAGCACACUUUGGGGAAUUUAGGACAUGAGUGAAAAUUACAGUUCGUUUUUUGCUAUUUUCUGCUGCUAUGAAUAUCAUGAUCAAACCUACAUGGCUCCUACAUCUAGCGAGUUCGAGCAAUUUAGAAUCCAUUUGUACUUUAAAAGUGUAUCCAUUUGAUUUAAUAUAUUUAGAACUUUAAUAAGUUUUAUUAGGUUCGUCUAUGGCGAUUUCUGUGCGGUUUAAAUAAUUUUUGUUUAUAUGCGCCAAACACAAAUGGAACCCUGUGAAAAAUAAAGACCUUGACUGCCUCUACUUCCCCUCCCCUUCAGAACCCAAUCCUUCCCCUCCCACUCCCACUCAGGAAGUUCCACUUGGCCUGGAUGAGAGCUGGUAUAUGCUGAUUAUUCGGGAACGUGAAGUUUAUAAGUAAAUGGAAAUUGGGCAAAUUAGGGUCGGGAAAUGAAAUUUAGAUUCCGUUCCCCCCCUCCCCCCUAACAUUUCUGAGACUCGAGAACAACCACCCUCCCAAUUGGCCUGCACCUAAUCUAAAUGACAGAUCUCAUUUGAGGGCGUUUUUGCAAGUAAAGUGAAACAAUACCAUGUUGAGUAAAUGCAAAUAUUGGAACCAUCUGUAAUUAGAGGCAGCCCUAGCGUCACGGUUUAAUUAACCUACAGUUUUUAAGCUCGAAAUUUUCAAUUCGUGUGAAUCUUAAACGUUCCUCUUCUUUUUGGUGUGCUUUUUGUAUCUCUACAUUUUUUGCCUUAUUCAAAGC
Molecule: messenger RNA, 1849 nt
Organism: Pocillopora verrucosa
Lineage: Eukaryota; Metazoa; Cnidaria; Anthozoa; Scleractinia; Pocilloporidae
Product: potassium channel subfamily K member 3
Biological process (GO): potassium ion transmembrane transport; stabilization of membrane potential
Cellular component (GO): plasma membrane
Molecular function (GO): outward rectifier potassium channel activity; potassium ion leak channel activity
Source: RefSeq, a predicted model, not a curated record